This is a messenger RNA of Trichobilharzia regenti, 1086 nucleotides long. NCBI's taxonomy places the organism in Eukaryota, Metazoa, Platyhelminthes, Trematoda, Strigeidida, Schistosomatidae. The record is from the annotation of a GenBank genome assembly.
AUGAGUGUCUUUCUACUACUCACCACACUUCUUGGUUCAGGAGGAACCAAGGGUAAUACAAAGUUGCAAAUAGCUGGAGCUGUUGGAGUCUACGAAGAAAGAGGAAAACAGAAGGCCGCGUCAAGGAUAUUCAAUUCAAUAUACAAGAAUUUGACAGACGAAAAAGCUAGUGGAGCGAAUAUCAUCACUAUAGGAAACGGAAUGUUUGUAAAGGACGGAGCUAAAUUGAAGAAAACGUUUGUAACGACAAUGAAAAGAGAUUUCUACAGUGAAGUUGCUAAUGUGGAUUUCACUGCUCAAGAAGGUACUAGGAAAAUUAUCAAUGCAUGGGUUAGCAAUAAAACAAAUAAACUGAUCCCUGAACUUUUCACAAAACCAUUAUCGACAGAGACUAUUCUCGCUCUGAUCAACACGCUGUAUUUCAAAGGAAAGUGGAAAAAGCCUUUUUCUAAUCGUAGUACUUCCGUAAAGAGUUUCAAACCAUCCAAUCAACCUAUAAUUAAAAUAUCAAUCAUGCAUAUCACUGAGUCGAUUGAGUAUGGAAAAUUUGAACAACUUAAUAUUCAUAUGAUCAGCAAACCGUUCACGAACAUAUUUUGGAAAUUUCAGAAUACACGAUUCACGUUUGUUGUAAUCUUACCAACUACACCGGGAAGACUUGAAUAUCCUGAUAAAGUACUGAGAGGAGAAAUCGAACUACCAGAAUUGAUGAAACAACUUCGACCAACUCAAGUAACCCUAGGAUUACCACGGUUCAAGUUAGAUACAUCACUUGAUUUAGUUGGAACAAUAAAAUCAAUGGGAGUAACUGAUCUAUUUGAUGCAAAAUUAGCAGAUUUGAGUGGAAUAACGAAGGCCAAGAUUUCCGCUGAUGUUCUUAAACAAAGUGCAUCUAUUAAAGUUAAUGAAGAGGGUGUAGAAGCUGCAGCUGCGACCGUGAUAAGCAUUUCAUUGACCAGUGUAAGAAAUCAAAAGCCUAUUCCAUUCAAUGUCAAUGAAUCAUUUGUUUGCUUUAUUUACGAUAAAGUAUUAAACACACCACUAUUUGCUGGUCGUGUGAUUACGCCAGUAUCAUUGAAGGAUUGA